Molecule: messenger RNA, 1889 nt
Organism: Amphimedon queenslandica
Lineage: Eukaryota; Metazoa; Porifera; Demospongiae; Haplosclerida; Niphatidae
Product: alpha-galactosidase
Exons: 4
Coding region: 20-1270 (416 amino acids)
Biological process (GO): carbohydrate metabolic process
Molecular function (GO): hydrolase activity, hydrolyzing O-glycosyl compounds
Source: RefSeq, a predicted model, not a curated record
AAUAAUAAUCUAUUGUAGUAUGGAGAAUGACAAUGGAGUUUGUAAUAUGAUGAUCAUGCUUGAGCUAAAUCAUUGCAUGCCCAGCCCCGCCCUUUCCCCUGCAUCUCCAUGCAGAGAAAUGUUUGUCACUCUCAGUAUUUCUUUCUUGGUUCUUGGAGGAGCUAUUGGUCUUGACAAUGGCCUUGGUAAGACUCCACCAAUGGGCUGGAACUCAUGGAAUCACUUCAACUGCACCAUAACUGAAAAGAUUGUGAGGGCAACUGUCACAGCUAUAAUAGAAAAGGGUCUUGACAAACAUGGCUACAAAUAUGUUAACCUUGAUAACUGCUGGGCUGCUAGUAGCCGUGCUUCAGAUGGUACCAUACAACCUAAUCCAACUACAUUCCCAGACAUGAAAGGACUCAUUGAUUUCGUGCACAGUAAAGGUUUAAAGUUUGGCCUUUAUAGUGAUGCUGGGUAUUAUACCUGUGGUAAGCGCCAGCCUGGAUCACUAGGAUAUGAAACAAAAGAUGCAAAUACAUAUGCAGAGUGGGAAGUGGACUACCUCAAGUAUGAUAAUUGUGAAACAGAUGGAAGCAAGCCUGAGGUACGCUAUCCUGUCAUGAGGGACGCACUCAAUAAAACUGGACGACCUAUCUUCUAUUCAUUGUGUGAGACUGGCAAAGAUAAUGUAUCACUUUGGGGACCUAAAGUUGGUAAUAGUUGGAGAACUACUAGAGAUAUUGGAGACUAUUGGGAUAAAAUGAUAUCACGUGCUGAUGUAAAUGCUGACUUGUGGCCAUAUGCUGGUCCUGGUGGUUGGAAUGAUCCUGAUAUGCUUGAAGUUGGUAAUGGAAAUAUGACAUUUGAGGAGUAUAAGACACAUUUUAGCUUGUGGUGUCUAAUGAAGGCUCCACUUUUAAUUGGAUGUGAUAUUACCAAAAUGAGUGAUGAUACUUUUAAGAUACUCACUAAUGAUCACGUCAUUGCCGUCAAUCAAGAUCCUCUUGGCAUUCAAGGGAACAGGACAAAGCAAGACGGUACCAAUGAAAUAUGGCAAGUACCAAUGAAAGAUGGGACAAGAGUUGCUCUGGCUUUUAACAGAGGUGAUUCAGCUAGUGACAUUACAAUACAAUGGACUGAUAUUGGAUUUCCUAACUCUGCUUCCGUUAACGUGUAUGACUUGUGGGAUGAUAAAAAGAUGAUUGGUAAAUUCACUGGAUCAGUCACUGCUAAAGCGAUACCAUCCCAUGGAGUGGCAAUGUAUCAAGUAGAGCCGGUCUCUACAUAAUUUUUGACUAUAGGCAGCUAUAGUGCAUUUAAUUAUGCUGCUGAGUUGUAAAAUGCUAUGCUACCUUGUUGCAAUCAAUAUAGACAAGAAAUGAAUGCUAUUAGUAGACCAAAUUGGUAUGAGAUGCUGUAAGUCGAUAUGUAGGGUGAGAUAAUAUAGAUGACUGAAUACUCUUGAGCAGUUUGAGUUUUAAAUUCUGUGGUCAAACCCAGUGUUUUGCAGAUGGAGAACUUGUACACAGCAGCCUAGAUAUUCAAAUCAGCAAGUAGGAGCUGAUAGAGUAAGUCUUUUCUUGACCAGAGGCUGCCAUGCCACAAAAGCGACAAACGUCACGUCAUUAUUAGCUGACGUCAUAGAAGAUCAAAGAGAUGUAAUUGUAUUCAUAGUGCUGACUAGGCGAACCCACAAUUGCCUUUUCCUUUUUUUCUCUUUAUAAGCAAAGAAGCUGUACGUCAUUCUCUAACUUACUUGGCGUGGGGGUCACCGUGAUCCCGAAGGCGGUGCCCCCAGGUGGAGGCCUGGCAUUGCACACCGUCGGGCUGAACCCUGCGAUUUCCCAAACGGGAAACUCGGACGCAUAAUUUUUGGUAGGAGGGGGCUGCGUUCGCGCGCCCCCUUU